Molecule: messenger RNA, 13931 nt
Organism: Porites lobata
Lineage: Eukaryota; Metazoa; Cnidaria; Anthozoa; Scleractinia; Poritidae
Source: the annotation of a GenBank genome assembly
AUGCUUUUGUGUGUUGGAAGUUUCUUUGGAACAAAUGAAGAGUCUAAGAAAGAAUGGGAAGCAUACUCUUCUGGAAGUGUUGCAGGUACAAUAUACUCGGUAUGCUUAACACUUACCUAAAAAAAUUGUAAAUUGUAAAUUGUAAUUUGUUUACCCAAGGAUCACUAAGGAGUUCAUAAGAACUCGUUGAAACAUGUCCGUGCGUUCCAGAUCAAAUUGGGAUUUGAAAGUGUUGGUUUUUAAGGAGAGGGGAAAACUGGAGUACCAGGAGGAAAACCUCUCGGAGCAAGGGAGAGAACCAACAACAAAGUCAACCCACAUAUGGCGUCAACGCCAGGAUUCGAACCCGGGCCACAUUGGUGGGAGGCAAGUGCUCUCACCAUUGCGCCACCCUUGCUCCCCAAGUGCAUGUACCAUUUGCAAUCUUUCAAGCAGAUCACAGUAAUUAAAGUUUCAAAAGCCAAUCACCUUUGCAUCCUGACCCAAAAUCUCAUUUAUUUAUUUAUUUAUUUAUUCAUCUUUUCUCCCAGGACCACUCUCUAAUGGUCUUGCAAUCAUUAUGCACUUUGACGUACAUGUACAUGUACAUGUAUGACAGUAUAUUCCUUUAGCAGGUUUUAAACAUUUUAAUCAUGCACAUACCUAGUCUCCAGGGUUCUCUGGAAGCUUGGGCAACAGAUGAGUUACCGAAAUAAUACAUGUAAAUGCAAACUUGGGAAAGAGGUGUUAUCCUCUGUGGCUAAAGAUCUUUUUGUGGUCGCUCAAAAUGCACUGAAAUGCUUCUUUUUUUUCCUCCAAUCCCCUAAAAUAAUUUUACCCAGUAGGUCCUAUGACUCCUCCAGUGGAAGGGGAUGAUCUCCCACCCUUCCACACCUACACUUAGCCCUAUACUUCCUUAGAUAUAUAUUGCUGUCUUUCAGUCCCGAUUCCAACUUACAUCCUUGGGCCAACAGAAAAGGAGGAAGUGAACUACUUUGCAUCAGUUUCCUUGGACAGUGGGGGAGAAAUGUGUGAAAAUGUCACAUAUCUAGGUAACAAUGUAAACACUGUAUCUAGUACAGCACUGACAACCUGUUAUGGGCUAUUGGUGGCAAUGCUGUGCCACAUACAAUUUAUGAAAAAAGUUGUACAAGAUUAAGCAGGGUGCAAAGAAAGUCAUUUUUACAGCUUGCCAUUCGGGCAAGCUGAAGCUAGCACUUACUAGCUCAGACGUCAUUUCAACUAGCCCCGAAAGCCUUUUGAUGAGCAGAAUUGAUUUCACAGUUCUUCUGUUAUUCAAAUUCCUCAAAAAACAUCACUUGCCCGUCGGGCGAGUUAACCCAUUCGCUCCUGGAGAUUUUGCCGAAAAACGCGUUUUGAAGCUAGUCGAGUGGUUUUCUGGUCACUGUCGUGCUAUAAAGAGCUAAAACUUACCACAAACCGGUUUACAGAUCGUACACUUGGCGGCCUUCUGAUCCAGAUGCAAAAUAUCAGCUUGCGAAGUUCGGGCAUGCGCAGAAAGCAAAAUUUCGACAUAGUUUUUGGGUUUAAAAGUGACACAGCAGUCUUGACUUUUACUUUUCGCUUUCUCUCCUCCCUUCUUUUUUCGCUUUUCUUGCCUCAUUUUUUUUUUGUCUUGCUGGGCAUUUAGUAGGCUUCAUUUUGGUGGGAAGAGUUUUUAGGAAAGCUUUUAGGAUCUUAAGAUUAGGUGAAAGGAAAGGUAGGUGGGUAAUGGAACAAGAUUUUCAUGGAGAUUUUCAGGUCCUUGUCACGUGGUUUUUUGCUUCUUUCUCCGGUGUCCUUGACUGAAUUGUGCUCAUUCUGGUAUGGUUUGAAAGAUCUCUUCACUCUGCACAAGUUAGCGAAGAAAGUUGUCCUUGAUCAUUAAAACUGAUGACGUCACAAAGGGUAGAAAGGACCUGGAUCCGCAUGGGCGGUUACGGGCGGUUCAGGGGCGAAUGGGUUAAUCAAAAAACCUAAAAAUGGCCUUUUACCAACUUUUUCAUCUGAUUUUACAUGAAAUAGACAGAUUUGGUUGUUUUAUGCUGAAAAGUGGAUUUUUUUCAAAAAGCUUGGUACUCUGCUUAACCCAUUCGCUCCUGGAGAUUUUGCCCAAAAACGCGUUUUGAAGCUAGUCGAGUGGUUUUCUGGUCACUGUCGUGCUAUAAGGAGCUAAAACUUACCACAAACCGGUUUACAGGUGGUACACUUGGCGGCCUUCUGAUCCAGAUGCAAAAUAUCAGCUUGCGAAGUUCGGGCAUGCGCAGAAAGCAAAAUUUCGACAUAGUUUUUGGGUUUAAAAGUGACACAGCAGUCUUGACUUUUACUUUUCGCUUUCUCUCCUCCCUUCUUUUUUCGCUUUUCUUGCCUCAUUUUUUUUUUCUCUUGCUGGGCAUUUAGUAGGCUUCAUUUUGGUGGGAAGAGUUUUUAGGAAAGCUUUUAGGAUCUUAAGAUUAGGUGAAAGGAAAGGUAGGUGGGUAAUGGAACAAGAUUUUCAUGGAGAUUUUCAGGUCCUUGUCACGUGGUUUUUUGCUUCUUUCUCCGGUGUCCUUGACUGAAUUGUGCUCAUUCUGGUAUGGUUUGAAAGAUCUCUUCACUCUGCACAAGUUAGCGAAGAAAGUUGUCCUUGAUCGUUAAAACUGAUGACGUCACUAAGGGUAGAAAGGACCUGGAUCUGCAUGGGCGGUUACGGGCGGUUCAGGGGCGAAUGGGUUAAAAACAGAAUUCACUAGCCCAAUAGAAAAAUCCACUAGCCCCGGGCUAUCGAACACUACUUUCUUUGCACGCUGUUAAGUACCGUAAAUCCUCUAUUAAGCUCCCCUGGGGCUUAUUUCUUUCUAACACAUUUUGAGGGGGGGCUUAAGAGAGAUGGGGGGUUUAUUCGAGAGGGGGGUUUAUUCGAGAGGGGGGCUUAUUUAAUUUAGCAAAGAUGAUGGUAUCAGUUCUCCAUAAAGAACUAAGAAUACAAAGUGGAAAAACUUAAGUACAAGAAGUUAGAGGUCAUGCAGCAGAGGAUCAAAAACAAAACUGAACUUCCAGUUGGUGAAUAAACCAUCCUCAGUCAGUCCACACAAAGUUUUAUGUUGUUAUUGAUUAAUACAGUCUAUUAUUUGGUAGUGAAGAAUAAUAUGAGGGAGGGGAAGGGGGGCUUAAAAGAGAAAGGGGGCUUAUUAACUUUCUUCCCCUGAAAAGGGAGGUCUUAUCAGAGAGGGGAAUGGGGGGGGGGGGGGCUUAUUAGAGGAUUUAUGGUAUGUUCACACGUACUGUUAUGUAGUGUAAAAUUGACUUCUCAAAUCUGCAGUCCAUCAUGUUAGUUAACAGGCUUGGGACAAUCAUUUCCAAGAUAAUAAAUUGUCAUUGUCAUUUUCAUCUUGUGCAGGUAAUAAAUUGGAGCAGAAAAUAGGCCAGGGGGAGUAGAGUAGACCCAAAAACCUUAGUGGUACUUGGUGGUGUAUAAUUUACGACUGCUCUCCGUAGGUAGGAAAGGAAUUCUAAAGACUCAGUCUGGAUUGCAGAUAGCAUACUUGAGUGGAGUUGAAAAAGCCGAGGCUCCUGAGGUAGAUGUACAUCUUUAGAACAAUCAAUUUAUUACUGUACCAUGCAUUCUAAAGCCAAUAUCACUGAAAAAAUAUUAUUUGUAUCUUUAAAAAUUAUUAAAAAAAAAAAAAACAACAACAACAAAUUUUAUUGGAAAUUGGAAAAUAACUAAUUACAUUACUUUCCCACCUGCAAAUAGCUUAUGAACUAAUCGAGGCGGGGGGAGCUGAAGACAUAUUACAAAACAAGAUUUAUAUAUAGAUGGACUAAAUAACAGUGAAGACACUACAAUACAGUAAAUAGAAUUUAAACUAACAUAAAACAAGGCAUGUACACAACGAUUACGAAGAGAGGCUAACCUAAAGUAUUAAAUAACUUAAUAAGACGGGAGACUUCAACAUAAUCAUCUUCUGACCGCAAAAAAUUUAGUAAUAAUUCCUUUAUCUUUUUUCAAAAGGACGAACGUUUAAGUAUUUUAAUCGAAUAAGGAAAUUUAGAGUUCCAAAUUUGGGCACUGAUUCUCGUGAAAAAGGCAUACAUUUUAUCGGUUCUAGAGAACUUAACAUAAAACGAGUCGCUAGAGACAGAUCUUGUUCUUUAGUUAUGAAUCUGACUUGUUUUAACUAACUGAUUGAGUAUACUAACUGGUGCUGUCUGUCUGUUGAUAUCAUACAAUAAAUAGCUGCAAUCUCUGAAAAAUAGUCUAGGCAGGGGAAGGCAAUUUGAUUUGAGAAAGAAGGGUACGGCAUGUUCCUUAGACUUACUGAAGUAAAUGAGACGUAAGGCCCGUUUUUGUAGAGUUACGAUCUUUCUUUGAAAUGUCAAGGCACAGUUUCCCCAACCACAAAUACCAUAAGUCAAGUAAGGGACAAUUAAUGAGUUGUAAACUGAAAGUAAAACACGACGCGGGACAUAAUGUCGAAUCUUAGCUAUAAUUCCUAUCGACUUGCUGAUUUUGUGACAGAUGGAUUCGAUGUGGUAUUUCCAUGAAAGAUUUGAAUCAAUAAUUAAGCCAAGAUAUUUUACAUAAUCUUUCAUUUCAAGGUUUGCAUAGGUGUUAGUCACGGAGUCAAAAAUUCUAAUCCUAGGUAUGAAGGGCAUAUUCUUUUGCCAGGGACGAAAGAUUACAAAAUUUGAUUUUUUUAUGUUCAAGGACAGUUUGUUGGCCUUUAGCCAUUCGUUGACAUUGCCAAGCUCGCGAUUAACAAGUGUUUCGAGUUCCUUUAGGUUGUUAUUUGCAAGUAUUAUACUAGUAUCGUCAGCAAAUAGAUAAUUAUUACCAAUAGUAUGAAUUAGGGCUUAGGAGACAAAGGAAAUUGAGAAUUAGAAUCAACCUUUUUUAAAAGAUUGUAACCUGUUUAUUACUUCAGCAUUGGCCAUUUUGAAAUUACGUCCCGAUUACUUUCUAUUUAAAAAAAAGUUGUACUCAACUCAGUCCUACUGUGUUACCAUAAAUUAAUAUACCGGUAAUUCACUAAUAGCUCGCCUCAACUUCCAGGGGCCAUUGAAAAUCAGUUGCCUGGUUUCUUUCCUCAAUGCAAUUUAAGCAUUAAAUUAAUUAUAUUUUGUUGACUGAGAAGUGAUGUUCUGUACAUUGUAUUUGUUUUAAGGAAGGGUGUCAUUUUACACAGAGUGAUAUUGAAGCAUUGGAGUAUCAAUGUAAUGAGGAAAGUUUUAAGGGUCUUGACAUCCUCAUGACCUCAUGCUGGCCUAAAGGUGUUUCACAGUUUGCUAAUCAACCUGUAAGUGUUUUGAUCAAAGAACAUCUGCCAGUACAGCAACUCAUGAGUUUUUUUAACAGCUUAGUUUAGUAACUUAAAAGUUUAAGUUGAACUUAAACUGAAUUUGAAUGCAACAGAAGUGGUUUUAAAUUAUUGCUUUGCAUUUCAAGUGAUUUAACUUGUCAUGAUGAUGAUAUUGUUUUUCAAGUCCACAGACUCAGGGAAAGCAAUAAUACAUGUAUUUGACCUCAUGUAAUGUUGUGAUUUAUAGGAUAAAUUUAUUUAUUAAUAGAACAUAAUAAAAGUACAUGUAUUAGCUCUCCUCUUGAGUAAUGAGCCAAAACCAGAUGAACACAAAAAACAAAUUAUUAUUUUAUUACAGUUGUAGUGACUUUUUCAAGUACAGUAGUGGUUAAGUCUGAAUUGUCUUUCAAAAGAUGUGAGAACUUCUUGUUGCUCAAAUUUCAUAAGAGGAUAAAAACUGUGGCAACCUUUUCAACCUACAUGUACAGUGUACAGCAUAAUAUUGUUAUCUGUAAAUUGCACUCACAGAGCCACAUGGGUAUGCUUCUUCACCCAGGCGACACUCAACUUACUUGGGCAAAAUACUUUUGUAUUUAGCUGGUCUUUUGUUUUCCUUUUUCUUGAGGAUGGUAUUGACUGCGAGAAUUGUGGGUCAGUGUUAGUGUCUCAUCUGGCAGAACACAUGAAACCAAGGUAUCAUUUUGCUGGUCAUGAAGGGGUUCAUUACGAACGAGCACCCUAUAGGUAAGGAGUAAAUAAUAAUAAUAGUAAUAAAUAAGUUAUUGUUCAUCAUUUUAUUUCCUGAAGCAUGUUAGCAGUCCUAAAACCUUCAAAUAUUAUUUUUAUAAUAAUAAUCUGUCUAGUUGUAAGCCUACUAGCUAGAGCAGGUUGUUUGAUUAUUACAUCGCCAACAAAAUAAUAAUAAUAAUAAAGCCUUUAUUUAAAGAGGGUAGCACUUAAUAGCCAAAGGCUAAUAAACUUGUGGCCCUCAUAAAAUACUCAACUAUUUACAAUCUAAUAAAAUAUUGCUAGCUAAAAUAUAUAAACAAUUAAAUAAAACAGGAUUCGAUUUUUAUAAAAAAUAAAAAAUUAUCAAAUGAUAAAAUGACGCAAACAUUGUUGUUCCUUAAAAAUCUUGGCAAACAUGUUCUUUUUAAAACAUGCUACAGAAUCUAGUUUCCUAAUUUCGAUUGGUGUACUAUUCCACACUCUUGUUGCCGAAACAGCAAAAGAGCGUCCUCCCUCAGUUUCUCUUCUUUAUUUAGGACAAACAGCGUUAAUGCUUGAAUAUCUAGUGUUGCGGGAGUGCCGCUUAUUGUUCAAAAUUAAGUGUUCAUUUAGAUAAUUCGGCAAAUACCCAUUAAUUCGCUUAUACAUUAUUAUGCAUUUAUCUAUCUUAUGUUGCUCAUAAAACGGAAUCCAAGUAACCUAGCUUGUUAAACAAAGCAACUGAUGGUGUCAUGCGAUUGGCAUAAGAAACUAAACUAUAAAAUAUGGAACACAAAAUUAAUGUGAAAUUGCAAAAUAAUGAUGAAAUGAAAGUCCCAUAAGUACUAACAGUAUUAUUUGUUCCUUCACAGUCAGCAGUUUCUGAAGUUAAAGAGCUCACUCACAGAAAUUCUGUUUAAUUAUAAUUUAUUAUGAUUAUUGUAUUUAUAGUCUUUAGUAUUAUAGUUAUAUUGUUCAGUAAUAAUAUUUUUUAAAGUUAUGGUCAAUAUUUUAUUAUAAUUUCAACAGUUUAUAUAAUUAUCUCAAUUAAUUAUUUAUUUCAUUUUCCUUUUGACAGGAAUCAUCAAGUCCUCCGAGAGACAGCACAACAUGUAACAAGAUUUAUUUCCCUUGCUCACGUUGGAAAUACAGCCAAGAAAAAGGUAAUGAUAAACUGUUCAUUGUAGACAAUACUCCCCGUACUAAUAGAUAUUGGUUUCUUUUGGUAAUCAAGAAUGCACAAGUUGUUUGAGUGUUAUAAUUCCCACCCCUUCUUUGAUUCCUCAAUGAACUAAUUCCAGCUUAGUUCAUACAUGUACAUAGAUUUUGAUAGUUUGUCAACUCCUUCCCUUUUGGCCUCUGUUAGAUACAUGUAUCACUUUGAACUAAUGGUGCACACAGUGUAUUCACACAGUUUAGUUUAAGAGCUAACAGGUUGCUAAUGACGUUUUAAUGAUGAUGGUGUACAUUGUACAAGACUAUUUGAAAAUAACAAUAUUUAUUAUAUAAACACUAAUGAAAUACAAGGUGAGCUUUCACGUGACAAAACAUGAUAUCUUCACACCUGAAAAUUACAUGUUAUUUUCACAUGUGGAAAGGUCACCAUUGCUAUGGUUACAUGUUAAAUCGCACCUUUCACAAAAAAGUACUAAAGUGAAAUGGUUUGGUAUGCCUUUGGCGUUUAUAUAAUAAAAUUAGAACAUUACAUAUAUAGCCACUUGGAGAUACAAAUUUCCCGUAUUUUUCAACAGGAGAAGGGAUUAAUUUUAUAUCUCUGCAUGGCCACUUGAUAUCCUUUACAUACUUUUUGAUUAUAAUGUUGAUAUUUUAUGGCUGCAGUACAUGUAUGCAUUCAAUAUUGUACCCAUGGUCUCCAUGGACAAGGAUGAACUUGUCAAACAACCUCCAGAUGUUACUGAGUUUCCUUACAGGAAAGUGCUGGGAGGAAAUGAUGUGAGCAUGUCGAAAUCAGAAAUGCAGCAGGUAAGAUGCUGACAGGAAUUUGGCCAGGGAUGUGGUAGUUUUCUUUUUUUUGAAGUAUCACCUUUUUCAAGCUAGUUUACUAACUUAGAACAAACGCUACUGAGUCAUAGUAAACAGAUAGCAGCCUGUACAAAAUUAAUGACUUUCGACAAACUUAAGCAAAACUGACAACAAAUGACAGAACAACCAACAAUUUGACUAACAAUAAACAACGGUUUAACUGAGGCAAAAGACAAAUCGGAAUGCACCAAUGACAUUCAUAGCCAAUAACAUCAUGGCUUAACUGACAAAUGACCAAUAACCUUGACUUUGACCAAUCAGGUCAAUACAGAGUUAAAUGCCAUCAACUGAUGUGAUACAACUCAUUUUGCCUCUGAAGACGACUACCGCACAGGUUGUCGAAACGUCAGUGACUGUCAACAACAGUCCUAUUCAAGACUACACUCUACCACACAAUCAUAUCCAACCUACUGUAAAAAAAGAUAACACACAAAUUUCUUAGUUCAUUCAGCAAUGUUUACUUGAUAUUAACAUUUUGUUGCUCUGAUUCUUGUACUAGGAUGCUGCUUCAACUCAGAACUUUUUCUUUGACACGCAAAAUGCUACAAGAUCACAGGGACCUAGGAGUAAAAGACAAGGUGAUCAUGGUACAGUAUCAGUAUUGCAGUAAAACUAUACUCUCGGCAGAAUUAAUUGUCUCCUUGGAGGAGCCAUUUCAGUUUCUUAACUAAAAUGGUUCUAAAGCAUACAGCUCUGAUCAAGUGCUAACAUGCAGUCCCAAUUCUACCUGUAGCACACAAGAAGUGUUGUUUGCUAUAUUAAAGUGACUCGGUGUUUCCGGUUCAGUAUUGCGUUAGGUAACAAAGGAUCAAUAGAGAAUUUGACAGUGAUCCAAAAGGAUUUGACUGGAACAUAAUAAAUUUUAGCGAAAUGUAUACAAACUGCGUUUCAGCUGAAUUGCUCAGUCAUCAUCAUUCUCGUCACAAACCGGUCACAUGACCACAGAAUUGUCGUGUGACAAGACAGCGUGACUGUAUUUGUUCGAAAGUAGCCAAAACUCUCCAAAACUGCAACCUAAGGGACAGAACUGUUUAAUGUAAAUAAUGUAUCUGAGUGGGUUAAAAAAUAACUAUUGGCCAUUGUAGACAGAUGGUAGGCUCAAUCGUCUGAGCCACUUUUCAAGAAAUGAGCCAACAGUGACCAGACUUAACCCUUUAAGUUCCAGCAUCCACAUACAAAUUCUUCAAACUGUUCUCUUUACAUUUCCUUAAAAAAUGAGCUGUGAGAAUUUGAUAAAUGAUCAAGGCAUCUUCUCUUAGCUUAUCAUUUUAUUAAUUGUCGUAGCCUUAUCUCUUGACAAUGUAUGGAUAUUGUCAGGAGAAAAUUGAUGUUGGUCGCUAUUGACACUUAAGAAUAAGAGAGUGGUGGAAAUUGUGCCUACAGAUACGGCUGUUGUAGAGAGUUGGUUACUAGUAGAAGUUUCACUGUAUGCGUUUCCUGUUGUUAUUGCAAAGCUUUGACUGACAUCCUUUUUCUUUCAAACCUCACCUAUGAAGCUGGCGAAGGUGGUGGACCCAAGAAACAAAGAAAAGGGCCCCGUAAGUGCAUGCGCUCUCAUCGACAUUAUUACCUCAUUAUUACCUCAUUAUGUCUCAGUCGGAGAAUUUUAACUCUCGUAUUUAAUAAAGUUAUGCUUUUGAUUUCAGCACCUUUGAAAGGUUCCUGUUGGUUCUGUUUGGGAAGUCCGCAGGUUGAAAAGCAUUUGGUUGUGAGCGUGGGAGAUGAUGUAAGUGGUAAUCAGCUUAUCAAUUAUCCUUGGUCAACAAGCAAGUCUGACAGUUACAUGUUGUCGGUCAGACGGAACGUCACUCAGACAGUCAUCAAUCGAUCAGCCAGUUAGUUAGCCAGUCAGUCAGUCCGUCAGUCAAACAGUUAGUCAACUAGUCUGACUACAACUAAUUUAAUUGCUCUCUCAGUGUAAUUUACUACAUGUAUUAAUUAUUAUUACAUGUAUGGUUCAAUCUGAUUAAGUUUCAUUGUGCUCGAUGGAUAAAUCAAAGAAGAAAAUUAGAAAAUACUUGCGCUAACGGCUUUGCUCUAUUUUCCGAUAGUCUUAUGUGGCCUUGGCCAAGGGAGGACUGGUGCCUGAUCACGUAUUAAUCUGUCCCAUCGGCCAUUUCGAGUCAACAGUUAAACUGUCUGAGGUACGAAGCCCUUUUUUGAACUUUCAUUCUCUUUCUUCCCUUGAAGUUCUUUUUUUGGUGUUUUUUGUUUGUUUUGUUUUGUUUUGUCCACGUUCUGUAUACGUAUAGUGAACGUGUUACAUUCUUGAUGUAUUUCAGGAUGUUCUGAUGGAAAUUGAAAAAUAUCCUUUCUAUUAGUUAGGUUUUUUUGUUUUUUCUUUCUAUUUUAAUUUUUUCCAGUGUAUUAUUUGUGGUAGUAAUUCGUUGAGGAAUUUUCAGACUGCCGCCUUUUUUCUGUCAUCAUCAUCAUCAUCAUCAUCAUCAUCAUCAUCAUCUUCAUCAUCUUCAUCAUCAUCAUCAUCAUAAUCAUCAUCGUCAUAAUCAUUGUUUUAUUUUCAUUAUUUAUUUAUUUUUUCAUUUGUCAGAGCAUUAUACUUUAGGAUGCGACACUUGCUAUGUAUUUUCUUUAACUUCCAGCAGAUAUAAGAGAGCUCUUCACAGGUUGUUUCACAGUGAAGGAAAAUCCUGUGUAAUUUUCGAGAGGAAUUUUUACACACAGCAUCUUCAACUGCAGGUACGUUGCAAAAUACCAUAUAUCUUAGACUGCAAAAUGAAAAAUUAGAACAACGGUUACAGUAAAGAGUUUUGCAACAUUUAAAUAAAUCUAGAUGUGGUUCAAAAAUACCUUCGUAAUUGUUUCGCUUGGGAAAAGCUCCGCAGGAUAAAAAUAACAAUGCGACGAACGUUUUCAUGUGUGUUCGUUUCAAUAAUGAUCCAGUUUUAGUGUUAAGCUCAUGCGUUAGAGAUCCAAUGUGAAAGAUAAGCGGAACAAAAUUGCCCUGGUUUGUCCUAAAUCUGAAUUGUGAAAAUCACUCUGUCUGUCGGAAUGGGCGUUUUGUCUUUCUCUUAUCUUUAAAAUUUUAAAAGUAAUGAUUUAUCAUUUUAAGGUCCUGUUUACGUGUAGGUGGGGGACCCUAGAUGGGUGAGGUAACCUGCAGCGGGUCACCCUACCUAUCAUGUAAACGUGAUCAAAUUAAAAUGAGAGAUUAUAUGGACAGGUGGGUUACCCCACCUAAGCGGGUUACCUCACCUUCCUGGGGUCCCCCACCUCCAUGUUAACGGGCUCUAAGACUAUUCUUCUUAAAUAUUUUCCCUAGGUUGUACCUGUGCCCAAAACGGAGGUGGACGAGUUAAAAGAUAUCUUCAAAGAGCACGGAGAUCAAAAUUCUCUACCCAUUAGAGAUGUCCCAGCCAAUACAGAGCUAAAACAGGUCUUUUGUCGAGGAGAGAUAAUGUUUUUUCUUCUUAUAUCAAUGCUGGUCAUUACUUGUAUCAAAACUUGGACCAGUGACUGAUUAUUUUGGCCCUAAUUCUGUUAGUAGCUGUUUAAAAUUUCGACCGGUUUCGAAGUCCUCGGUAUAACGAACGAUUUUCUUUACCCCAGUAAUAGUGAAAUAUAUGAAAAAGAACCUCGAUAUAGCGAACAAAUUUUACCAGUCCAUUUGCUCUUCGUUAUAUCUAAGUUCCACUGUAAAAGAGGCAGAGUCAUAACGUCGAUCUUGACAAACCUAAUGGUAAUGAGCAAAAUCUGCCGUUGUCUCUUGACCUUUGGAAUUUGUGUAGAGUGUUGCUGCAAAUUAGGGAAUUUCAGGUAACAUUCGCACGGCUCCGGACGAAUUUUCUACCGGCUGAAGAAUUUGACCGGACACUUCGUUCGCGCGGGAUCAUUCAAUAGUUUCGCUCUGUUCACACGGAUCUUUGAACGGCUAGGCGUCUAAAUUGUCGCACGGUUAGAGCGAUGUUCGUGUGACCUUGAAAUGAAAACGGGCGAACAAAACAGAAACAACAACCAACGAAAUAGAGCGAUUUGAUUGGUUUAUCGAACGGAUACAAACGCGCGUGGCUUUUGGUUGGUUAAGCGAACGCUCGGUGAAAAAACUUCAUGCUUGAGAACUUUCUAGAAAUCAGUCGAUACUUCGGUUUGACGUCAUACCGCAACACGAUUGGCCAAUCGAACAAUGCGUUCUCCAUAUUAGGGUUUUCUUUGGCGGGAAAACGAAGAGUCCAUGUUUUGAUCUUUUCAUCUACUGGCUGGUUAAACAAAUAGUUUUCAAGGUCAUACUAAAAUCGCUCUAAGGUUGCUCAAUGUCAACGGAAUGGAGCACCUAAACGCACGAGUUUUCAACCGGUCGAAAAUUCGUCCUGUGUUGUGUGACAGGACGAGUCUCCUACCAAGUGACGUCAAUAGCAUUCUCUGAAGCCUCAACGCGAUUAGCCCAACUCAGUUUGUCAAGUGUAGACGUCAUCUCCUGGAGUUGAAUUCCUCAGACGGAAGAAGAAUAUCCAAGUUCAAAGUGAAAAAGAGAACAUACAAAAUAAUGUCAGUGUCUUUUCUUGGCAGUUUGUACCAGUAGGAGCACCGUACUUUGUGGCAGAGUUCGAUAACGGUGAACGGUUACUUCAUCGCGUGACACACAAAAUGCCUUUACAGUUUGGAAGGUAAUAAGCGUCACCUACCUUUUACUGUAACUACAAAUAUGGAACGUUUUUUUUAGGAGACAUGGAAUACACGUAACUGCCUAGGUUUACAUUUCAAUAUCAUUUAGCUAUUAUGUUAUUUGUACUGGCAGAAAUGUACCAUAUUUUCUUACUUUUGGUUGACUUAAGUUCAUGAACAAAAAGAGCGUUUUCUUCUUAAGUUUAACUUUUCCCUGCAACCUAUUGAAUUUUUCCUCUUCUUCCAGCUUGUUUCAACAAUGUUUAUUUGUUUAAUACUUCAGUGGCCGUGCACUGGCCAGCAUGCAUAAGACAUACUUGUAGUGGUUGGCUUAUUUUCGAUAGAAUACUGCCGUUUUCGCGUCAUCGUUUGCAUGAGCGUGCUCUCUUCACGUUGUAAACGGCAAAAGGCAAGCGUUCUGAUUGGUUAGGAAAAUAAUCUAGUGGCCAAAAUCGUGAUGCUUAAAUAACCUCUCUGAUCUAUCAACUUUUGUAGGGAAGUUGUGGCCAGUCCCUCUCUUCUCAAUAUGCCCGACAGAGUGGACUGGAAAGCCUGUAAAGUUUCCGAAGAGGAAGAAAAGAAGAUGGCCGCCGAGUUUAGAAAGAAAUUUCAGCCGUUCAACUUCAACUUGACGUAGGAUGAAGAUGAAAUGGAAAAGAGAAACCCCGGCUCUCUUUAGAAGAUGGCCGCCGAGUUUAGAAAGAAAUUUCAGCCGUUCGACUUCAACUUGACGUAGGAUCAAGAUCAAAUGGAAAAGAGAAACCCCGGCUCUCUUUAUCCCCCUCGCGCCGUUGCUUUGCCCCGCUCAGCCUUAAUUCGUAAAGGGGAAUCCUCUACUAACUAUGGUUCAGCAAAUAGGAAAGAAACUGUAGUCCGUCCCAGCUCCUUAGUUGCUGGAAAGUUGUCAACAACGAGGAAUAAACUUUUACCGGGAUACUGCUUAUAGAUACCGACAGAAUCUCCAAGGCUCAUAUUGCAUUGUUUUUUCUCGUUGUUGUUUCGUUGAUCGCGUUUUCUUCUUAGACUUAUUUUUUACAUUGUUGGUUUUUACUUGUUCUUUUCAUACUUCUCAAGGCAUAAAAGAAGGCUGCAGAACGUCACAAUGCAGACUUGCUGAAGUUCGCAUAGAUUUUAAUAGCAGGUACUCCUCACCCGCGAGUGCAGAGCCGCGGCUGCAACGAGACACCCACGGCUGAGACUGAGGGUACUUUGCACUUGUCAGAACUGACCGGCCAGGCCAUUCCCGUCGUUAUGAAAAUUUCACUUUUAAUGAAAACUAUCCAGCCAGAUCAGUCAAAU